AUGGGGAACACAAAAUUUUCAAAUACAGAAGCCAAGCCACAUUGUAUUUCUCAAAAGGCAGAAUCCUCUCUUGUUGAAGGUGUCAGAUCAGCUAAAGGUGCCACUAUCCUGACACUUAGCUGUCAAAUAACAUCGCCUGCUACGGCCACGGGUGGGUCACCUUCACGAAACACGGACGCGAGGUCAGCUCCUUCACGAAACACGGACGCGAGGUCAGCUCCUUCACGAAACACGGACGCGAGGUCAGCUCCUUCACGAAACACGGACGCGAGGUCAGCUCCUUCACGAAACACGGACGCGAGGUCAGCUCCUUCACGAAACACGGACGCGAGGUCAGCUCCUUCACGAAACACGGACGCGAGGUCAGCUCCUUCACGAAACACGGACGCGAGGUCAGCUCCUUCACGAAACACGGACGGUCCAGCGAAAUAUCAAAUCACACACACUGGGCCUCGCACACCCUCGGAAUGCCGUGCUGCAACCUCAUCCUCGACCUCAACCUCAGCCGCAGACAACACCUCGUCCUCGACCUCAAACUCUGCCACAAACAAAACCUCAUCCUCGAGCUCCUUUUCCUCAUCAGCGUCAAUCUUCACCUGUCUCGACCUUAGCUUUAAGCUCGACCUUGAGCAUGGUCUGAAACUCACCCUCGACCUUAGUUGCAACCUCACCCUCGAACUCAGCUGCAACUUCACCCUCGAACUCAGCUAUAACCUCACCCUCGACCCCGAUCUCAGCUCCCUCUCGACCUAG
Molecule: messenger RNA, 753 nt
Organism: Penaeus monodon (black tiger shrimp)
Lineage: Eukaryota; Metazoa; Arthropoda; Malacostraca; Decapoda; Penaeidae
Exons: 3
Coding region: 1-753 (250 amino acids)
Source: RefSeq, a predicted model, not a curated record